Molecule: messenger RNA, 615 nt
Organism: Sphenostylis stenocarpa
Lineage: Eukaryota; Viridiplantae; Streptophyta; Magnoliopsida; Fabales; Fabaceae
Source: the annotation of a GenBank genome assembly
AUGGUUGCGGAAACCCUAGCCCACCACGCAAUCAAAGAAGAGCACAAGAGGUGCAGGGCUCUGCAAUACAUUAGAGGCAGUCAUAUUCAAGUGAAAAAGAAGAAAGAAUUGAAAGAUAAAAAAGCUCAUCGAAGCAUCAAUGACCUUCGUGGAUGGCGUAUGAGGAGCCAAGCAUAUUCCAUGUACAUACAUGGAGAGGAUCAUGAAGUUGACAUGAAUAAUAGAGCCAAUUAUUCAACCAAGCACGGCAUUGUCAUUUUCAAAGGCACAGGUUGUGCUUCCUCAGGACUGAACAAAGGGCAUGGGAAAACAGCAAGAAACCCAACUUACCGUAAAUUACAACUAUUCCUGACAAUUAACAUGGAAGUGUCUGUGAUACACACACGCAUGUCUGGCCAGGGCUUGAAGAAAGUAAAAAAGGCAAGGAUCCUGGGAAAAGGAAUAUGUUAUACGGUCAAAGCAGGUCAAAAGCUUACAAUAGGACAUUAUUGGUCAGGCUAUAGUGGGACCACCCACACCCUAACACCUCCUGGGGAAAUCAAUUCUGGGAUUUUGAAGAGACAUGGAAGUGAUGCAGAAGGGAAACCUUAUAGGCCAGUGUCACUUUACUCUUAG